AUGGCAAUGCUAGCGAUAGAAAACGCUGCUAUGUACGAUGACUCUGUCACUAGUAUGGAGUAUCAUAAUCAUCAACCAUACGUCUCGUGUAGCUAUAGAAACAACGACGAAGUCAGAAUACCGAUCUUACAACAGGAUAUUCUUACCUUGCCGUUUGAUAGUUACGUUGUCAUUCACGGUAAAGUAGAGGCAACUAAAACAACAGGAGCGACAGCAUUAGAUGUUAAUUUAGUAAACAACGGUAUCGCAUUUUUGUUUGACGAGGUUCGUUAUGAGAUCUGUGGUAAAGAAAUCGAUAGGACUAGAAAUGUGGGAAUCACGACGACUUUGAAAAAUUUGGUUUCCAUCCGGGAAGAAGAAAAAAACGUGUUACAGAACGCCUGUUGGUUCGGGCCUGGUGAGACAGUGAAUGUUAAAGACUUUAUAUACUCCAUACCGCUUAGACUUCUUUUAGGAUUCGCAGAGGAUUAUAGAAAGGUAAUCGUCAAUAGUAAACAAGAACUUAUUUUAUUGAGGUCCUCGACCGACCUGAACGCCGUCAGUACGUCUGAAGCUGGUACUUUAAAAUUGGAAAUCGUAAAGAUAUACUGGCGUGUGCCUCAUGUGAUGGUAAACGAUCCGGCAAAACUCAGACUUUAUAAGUACAUCGAGAAAGACCCACACAUUCACAUACCGUUCAGACAGUGGGAAAUGCAUGAGUAUGCGAAUUUACCUACGACCAGUGAUUCCUUUUCCUGGCCUAUCCGUACGACCAACCAGUUGGAAAAACCGAGGUACAUAAUUGUCGGCUUUCAAACAGGUAGGAAAAACGACAUCACCAAGGAUAUGUCACAAUUCGAUUCUUGUGACGUAAAAGAUAUAAAAGUGUACCUAAAUUCGAUAUACUACCCUUAUGACGCUCUACUCUCAAAUACGGCGUUGUUUUACGACGCUUACGCAAAUUUUCAAAGUUCUUAUUACGGUAGAGUAGGCUCACCGAUAUUAAACUUUACAGAUUAUACAACAAAAUGUCCCAUUUACAUAAUCGAUUGUUCGAAACAAAACGAUUCAAUGAAGACAGGCCCUGUCGAAGUGAAGUUGGACAUUCAAACUAACAAAAAGUUUCCCGCCAACACUUGGGGAUAUUGCCUCAUCAUUCACGAUUGCCAUUACACUUACACGCCACUAACCGGCGACGUGCGAAAGAUCUCCGUCUGA
Messenger RNA from Macrosteles quadrilineatus (aster leafhopper), 1197 nucleotides. RefSeq lists its product as uncharacterized. The record is from RefSeq and is a predicted model, not a curated record. Lineage: Eukaryota; Metazoa; Arthropoda; Insecta; Hemiptera; Cicadellidae. Bases 1 to 1197 code for a protein of 398 amino acids. The transcript has a single exon.